AUGUCGCAAACCGUCACCGAGGCGCGGUCCGAGGCGCAGCACCAGAAAACCUUCACUUCGGAACCCUAUGAGCUCGGCAGACUGAGCUCCAGCGGUCGCGCACUUGGGACUGCCUCACCGAAGAAAGAUGGACCCGAAGAACAUCAAUCGUUGGAUGCGCCCGACGACACUCCUCCAACAAAUGCUCAUGGACCUAUCGAACGAUGGAAUUCGCCAAGGGGUAACAUGGGAAGACUAGGCUUUGCUUUCUUCUCGUUUGCCAUUGCCGGUAUGAACGACGCAGCAGUCGGUGCUUUGAUUCCCUACCUUGAGACCUACUACGAACUCAGCUACACUAUCGUCUCGUUAAUCUUUCUGACUCCCUUCGCCGGUUACUCGGUCGCAGCAUUCACCAACGCUAGGAUUCAUCAGAAGUUUGGUCAAAGAGGCGUGGCCAUCAUGGCCCCUCUCUGCCACAUCAUCACAUACGUCGUCCUGGCUUUGCAUCCUCCUUACCCAGCACUUAUCGUGGCCAAUAUGAUCAGCGGAUUCGGCAAUGGACUGACUGAUGCGUGCUUUUGCGCCUGGGUUGGCGCCAUGGACAAGGCAAACACAAUUCAGGGAUUUCUGCACUCUUUCUAUUCCGUUGGAGCUCUCGUGUCUCCACUGAUCGCUACGUCGAUGGUGGUUACUGCCAAGCUGCCUUGGUACAACUACUACUAUGUAAUGGUCGGUGCAUCUGUCCUCGAACUGGUCGGCCUCACUGUCACCUUCUGGCAAAAGACCGGCGCUAUGUAUCGCGCGGAGCACGCGCACGAGAACGAGGGUAACGGGGGUGCGGGUACCAGAAUCGCACUCAAAUCCAAAGUUACCUGGCUUUGUUCCAUCUUCUUCUUUGCGUACAUGGGUGUCGAAGUUGGUCUCGGAGGCUGGAUCGUAACAUUCAUGUUACGCGUUCGAAAGGCAUCCGCCUAUGCGUCUGGUAUUUCUGCGACUGGAUUCUGGGCAGGCCAGGCCCUGGGACGUGCUACCUUGGGCUUCGUGACAGAGCGUUAUGGAGAAAGGCUUUGCAUCAGCAUUUACAUCGCCAUCUGCCUCGCCCUCCAGCUUCUCUUCUGGCUUGUUCCCCAGUUCAUCGUUUCAGCCAUUGCGGUGGCUUUCCUCGGGUUCUUCCUGGGGCCGAUGUUCCCUGGAGCAGUCAUGAUGACAGCCAAGCUACUCCCGAAGCACAUCCAUGUCAGCGCUAUUGGCUUUGCCAUGGCUAUUGGUGGUACUGGUGGAACGGUUUUUCCGUUCAUCAUUGGCGCGAUUGCGACAAGUAAGGGUGUUGCUGUACUCCAGCCGAUUGUCCUGUCGCUGAUUGCAGUCGUGGCUAUCGUGUGGCUUUGCUUCCCUCGCAUCAAGAAGCGGGAUGAGAACAUUAUGUCUGGUCUAUAA
Molecule: messenger RNA, 1416 nt
Organism: Colletotrichum abscissum
Lineage: Eukaryota; Fungi; Ascomycota; Sordariomycetes; Glomerellales; Glomerellaceae
Product: major facilitator superfamily transporter
Exons: 5
Coding region: 1-1416 (471 amino acids)
Biological process (GO): transmembrane transport
Cellular component (GO): membrane
Molecular function (GO): transmembrane transporter activity
Source: RefSeq, a predicted model, not a curated record